Molecule: messenger RNA, 3413 nt
Organism: Syngnathus acus (greater pipefish)
Lineage: Eukaryota; Metazoa; Chordata; Actinopteri; Syngnathiformes; Syngnathidae
Product: zinc finger protein GLIS2-like
Exons: 7
Coding region: 382-1809 (475 amino acids)
Biological process (GO): smoothened signaling pathway; regulation of transcription by RNA polymerase II
Cellular component (GO): nucleus
Molecular function (GO): DNA-binding transcription factor activity, RNA polymerase II-specific; RNA polymerase II cis-regulatory region sequence-specific DNA binding
Source: RefSeq, a predicted model, not a curated record
CAUCACCCCCCUCUCCCCACCCGGAUCCUCAGUUGACCAGCGUCGCAAGUAAGCGUCGCUCUUGCUCCCGGAAAGUCUUCGUCUUAUCUCGUCGCCUAUAUCGACUUCUCCGCGACAAGGUUUUCUUGAGCGAAAACUACUUGCGUACCCUGAACAAGCCAAAUGAUCCGUUUUUUUUCUCCCUCCCCAACUCAAACCGAGAAGCACUGGAUGAUGUUGCGAGAAAUGUGGCAACGGUGCGUUUGAUUUUGUUGUCAUUUGUGCCUUCGAUCUGUUGCUCAUUUUUUGGGGGGUGGAGGUCAUUUUCGAGACAAGAGGAGGAGGAGGAGGAGGUUGUCUGCUAGAAGACAUUCGAGAGCUGGGCCGCAGGCACCAAACACCAUGCUGUCCUCGGACGAGCCGCUGGACCUGAAGCUUCCCUCGGGACAGACGCGUUGUCCACUCCGACUGGGAAAGAGGAGCUCAUCGUCCAUAUGCGCACCGCUGGGCGUCCACUCGCGACCACGCCUCAUUUACACCACCUUCCCGUCGCCGCCUUCCUCCCCAGACUCCCAGUCCCCAUGCCACGAACGACCUGGAUCCUGCUUCACUCCCUCAGCCAUGGACCUCAGUCUUUCGCCUUCAUCCAGACACGCCUCCUCUCUUUCCCCCUCUCCCUCGUCCCCCUCGUCCCCUCCCUCGCCUCUGGAGUCCCCCCACGGCAGCAGGAGCAGCGGCAGCCCUCGACCGCACCCCUUCUUACGGGAAGCGGCGCUUAAUCGAAGGGUGGAGGGCAACACGUCGCCUCAACGCUAUCCUUUUUACGUGCCCAUCGCGAGCCCAACGGUGGGGUACACCUUCCCGUCGACUCUUUUCAGUGGUCAGAAAAGGGACAAGCAAGUCUCACCCGAGACCUCAUUGGAUGUUCAGCUGGCAUGUCGCUGGAAGAAGUGCCACCUGCUGUUUGAGUCGCUGCAGGACUUGGUGGACCACAUCAACGACGCCCACGUCAAACCUGAAAAGGAUUCUGGGUACUGCUGCAAGUGGGAGGGGUGCGCUCGCAACGGACGGGGCUUCAACGCCAGGUACAAAAUGCUGAUCCACAUCCGCACACACACCAACGAGAAACCGCAUCACUGUCCCACCUGCAGCAAGAGUUUCUCCCGUCUGGAGAACCUGAAGAUCCACACUCGCUCACAUACAGGAGAGAAACCCUACAUCUGCCCGUACGAAGGCUGCAACAAGCGUUACUCCAACUCCAGCGACCGCUUCAAGCACACCCGCACGCACUACGUGGACAAGCCCUACUGCUGCAAGAUGGCCGGCUGCCUGAAGCGCUACACCGACCCCAGCUCGCUACGCAAGCACAUCAAAGCUCACGGGCAUUUUGUUAGCCAGGAGCAGAGCGCCGCCCCGAAGCCGGGUCCUCUCGGCAACCGAGGGACGGCCGACCUCCCCCCGGCGGGGGGCGCUCGGCUCAUCUCCCCGGGGGCGGCCGCGGCCCUCCUGGGUGGUCUGGGGAGCGCGCUGCCCCUCUCGGCGCUGUGCCACCCCCGCGCGGCUCUCUUCUCCGCGGGAUCAAGGGGAGCCCUCGGCACGCUCGGCUUGGCGGACUCGCCGCUUUGUCACUUUGGAUUUUCGGCGGCGUCUGUUUUGGGACUGAGCGCUCUGGGAAGACCGCGCCGCGCCGAGGUCGACGACGGGGGUGCCGAACCCGAGGGGGAGGCUUUAAACCUGUCGGCGGAGGUAGCGCCCAGAAAGGGGGAUCCCCUGUCCUGGGUGGUUGUCCCUCCGAGGGCACUCCUGCUCAAGCCAACUGUUGUCAGCUAGGAUUGUUCAAGAGAAGGGUGGGAGGAGAGCGGGCCGUGGUAUUUUUAGAUCACCCACUUUGUGAUAUUUUCAAGAAGUUUGAAUAUUUGGCCUAUCGAAUGAACGAAAAUGUUUCACUUGUAAUAGAGCUGCAAAGUGAAUAGCGAAAAUCCCAGCGCUAGCCCCCCGAGAAAAAAAAAAAAAAGAUGGCCAGACUAAAUGAAGCCCGUCCUCUCAACUCAACAAGAUCCCAACAAAGCACCUGAGCAGAAAAAUUUCCUUGUCAUUGUGCACUUUUGAAUCAUAAUUAAGCCUCUGUAAAGCAGAAGUAUAAACGGAGGAUGGGAGCUUUCUCCAUCCUGACGUCUCGCAGCGGACAAUCAACAGCCUUUUUCGCUUUUGACAAACCUCGCUGACGCUUGCGCUCGCCCGUAUUUUAGCUUCAAACGAAAAUGGGAGUUCAGGAGCGGCAUUGCGGCACGGGGUGCUACGAGGAAAGGGUACAGCACAAUUUAACCAAUGACUAACGACUUAGCCCUUCGUAGGCUGUGAGGGCGUAUCUCUCUCUCUUCAGGGACAAUACAUUAUAGGCGAGCAUAAAAAAUGGUCUCAAUACAUGAUCUGUGGACAGAAGUAUUGGGACAGGUCUCGGAUGAUGACAUAGUGCACCAAAGUCCCUUUUGUCUACCCAAGGAUUGACCCGAUUUUCCCCACUGAACCAUUCAGUCACUACUUUUUCGCAAUGUUUCAAUAAUUUGACUCCAACUUCAGGAAACAAACUAGCAACUCCAUAUCUUAAGCCCACUUGGAUCCAAUCCUCAACCUUCUUCUUCCAGUCUUCAAAUAUUGAACAGUUUGAGACAACUGAACCUUUGCUGAUUUUAAUUGGAAAAGAUCAUCUGUCUGAUAAUUGGCAUCUGUGCACCCAAUUUUUAAGCCAAACAUUUGGUGAGCUCCUACAAUCUUCCCGGAGCAUCUCGUCUUCUCCCACUUUAACCAUCCCAAUGAUUUUGUCCACAGAUGACGUACGUUAAAAAAGGAAAACGGCGAUCGUGUACCGAGACCUUUUUGUGGGUCUCCUUCAUUGCAUUUCUGGGGACAGCGUGACAUUUAAAGGCGCAGUUUGUUCUUUCCUCCUUGUCACUUUAAUCACCGACAGACAAAGAUCUCUACGGGAUCUGCCUCGGUCUCCUGCGCGGAACAAGCGAGGAACGAGUAAACAAACAGGUCGCACUCGUGCAACUGCCACUUAUAGACUUGUUCCUACUAUUUUACAUAGUCCACAAAAGAGGAAGGCCUUUUUACUCUUUAAAAGAAAAAAAGACACUAUAUAUAGAUAUUUUUCCCAAGUUUGACAAUGGCUAUAUGUGGCCUGUUUGUGUUGUUAUUUUAUAUCUUAUUAUCUGUCCCAAAUGUGCCUUGUGUUUCUGACCAAAAUGUACACCGUGUCUGAAAACAUUUACGCAAAAAAAAAAAAAGUGUAUAUGCGUACUUUUGUAUUCCUUCUUUUGUGGGAGCUUUACCGUAACAACUGACAGACAACAGAUGCGAAUUUGUGCAUCAGGGCCACUGAGACAUUUUCCAAAUGACGAUGACGGAAUGUCAAUAAAGAACAAUACGAAUGG